Exophiala dermatitidis NIH/UT8656 is the source of this 4335-nucleotide messenger RNA. RefSeq names its product ABC multidrug transporter. The record is from RefSeq and is a predicted model, not a curated record. The transcript has 4 exons. Gene Ontology annotation, cellular component: membrane. Gene Ontology annotation, biological process: transmembrane transport. Lineage: Eukaryota; Fungi; Ascomycota; Eurotiomycetes; Chaetothyriales; Herpotrichiellaceae. The coding region runs from base 1 to 4335 and encodes 1444 amino acids. Gene Ontology annotation, molecular function: ABC-type transporter activity; ATP hydrolysis activity; ATP binding.
AUGUCUUCACCAACAUUAGGGCAUUCUGAAUUACAGGAGGUUCCGAACCGGUCCGCCGCUCGCUAUGAACCCAUCUGGUCCGAGACCGAAAGGCAACAACUACAGCGCAUCGCGACAAAUGAAUCAGCGCGGUCGGUCAAGCCUGGACAACAAACCGCUCAAAUACGCCCUGAAAUCGACCCACUGAGUGAUAAAUUCGACCUGGGCGAAUGGAUGAAAUUCAAGGUCCAGCAAUUCGAAGCCGGCGCCAUCAAAAAACGCCAUACCGGAGUAAUUUUCAAGGAUGUGUCUGUCCACGGCUCGGCGGCCGAAAUCAAGCUGCAGAAGACUGUGGGCUCGAUUUUGACCACACCGUUGCACCUGAAGGAGAUUGCUCAGAGUCGACGGCGGCACAAGACGAUUUUGCAAAACUUCGAUGGCAUGGUCAAAAGCGGAGAGAUGUUGCUCGUUCUGGGUCGACCUGGAUCUGGCUGUUCAACGUUUCUGAAGACCAUGUCGGCCAAUUACGAGGGACUAGGCUUAGGUCAAGGAAGCUACAUCAGCUACGACGGAAUCCCGCAGAAGGUGAUGAAAGAUGAAUUCAGAGGUGAUAUCCUCUAUAAUGGGGAAACUGAAAAGCAUUUCCCCCAACUCACAGUAGGCCAGACUCUCACAUUUGCCGCCGCGGCGAGAGCCCCGCGCAGCCGUGAGCCGGGCAUGUCCCGAAAGGACUAUAUCAACCAAGUGCGGGACGUUGUGCUGGCCGUGUUUGGUCUAUCACACGCAGUUCACACCAAGGUCGGUUCGGAUUACAUCCGAGGCGUAAGUGGUGGUGAGAGGAAACGGGUGUCCAUCGCAGAAAUGGCAUUGGCGGGUUCUCCGUUUUGCUGCUGGGACAAUGCCACACGAGGCCUAGAUUCGGCGUCGGCAUUUGAAUUCGUCAAAGCCCUGGAACUGAGUUCGCAGAUCUUUGGCACGACGCAUCUGGUUGCAGCAUAUCAGGCAUCUCAAGCCAUGUACGACAUAUUUGACAAGGUCAUUCUCCUGUACGAGGGUCGCGAGAUCUUCUUUGGCUCAACAUCUCGAGCCAAGCAGUACUUCGAGGAGAUGGGAUGGAAGUGCCCACCGCGGAAAAGCACGGGCGACUUCCUGACGGGUCUGACGAGCCCGCGCGAGCGAGAAGUGCGGGAAGGCUUUGAAUCUCGUGUGCCUAGAACAGCCGAAGAGUUCGAGAAAUACUGGAGAAGCAGUCCCGAGUUCCGCGCCCUCCAGGCCGAGAUUGCGGCGGCAGAAGAGAAAUUCGAGCGCGAGGGUACGACGGUGGAAGAAUUCAUCGAGAGCAAGCGGCAAAGGCAGGCCAAACAUACUCGGCCAAAGUCUCCCUAUACCAUCAAUAACGCGAUGCAAGUCAUGUUGUGCACGAAACGGGCAUACCAGCGCAUCUGGAAUGACAUAGCAUCAACCGCGACCACAAUCGGAGGCAACAUCGUGAUGUCGCUUAUUAUCGCAUCUCUGUUCUACGGAACCCCUUUUGGCACUCAGGCAUUCUUCUCCAAGAGCUCACUACUCUUUUUCACGGUCCUGCUCAAUUCGUUGCUUACAGUCACCGAAAUCAAUGCCCUCUACGCUCAACGCCCGAUUGUCGAGAAGCACGCUUCAUACGCCUUCUAUCACCCCUUUGCCGAAGCCCUUGCGGGAGUCAUCUCGGACAUGACGAUCAAGAUUGCCGCGAGUAUAAUCUUCAACACCAUAAUUUAUUUCCUGGGGGGGCUUCGAUACGAGGCCGGGCCCUUCUUUAUCUUCUUCUUGAUCAAUUUCACCGCACUACUUUCGAUGAGUAGCAUCUUCAGGACGGUGGCGGCCGCGUCCAAGACGAUCGCUCAAGCCCUUGCUGCAGCAGGCGUCAUCCUUAUCGCUGUUGUCGUCUACACCGGCUUUAUCCUCCCACGACCCAAUAUGCACCCGUGGUUCAAAUGGAUUACGUGGAUCGAUCCCCUUGCCUAUGCCUUUGAAGCGCUAAUCGUCAACGAGUUCCACGGUCGAAACUUCCCCUGUUCGAACGUCAUACCUGCAUAUCCAGGCUUCACCAACGGGUCGAGCAACACAUUCGUCUGUGGUGAGAAGGGCGCGAUUCCAGGCGAACUGUUUGUGAACGGAGACCGGUAUCUGGAAGUCAGCUUCGGCUAUAAACACGCCCACCUCUGGCGAAAUUUUGGGAUCCUCCUGGGAUUUUUAUUCUUUUUCCUGAUAUUGUAUUUGGUCGUCACCGAGUUUAACUCGCACAGCACUUCGACGGCAGAGGCCUUAGUGUUCAAGCCGGGCCAUAUCCCAGCAACUAUUCAGAAAGGCGUGGCGGAGAAAGGGUCCCACAGCGUGAUUGAGAAGCCUCAGGAACAGGAACCCGAGGACGAACUUGAUGCACUCCCCAAACAAGGCGACGUGUUCAUGUGGCGCAAUGUGUGCUACGAUAUCAAAUACCACAACGGAGACAGACGGCUACUAGAUGAUGUCAGUGGGUGGGUGAAGCCGGGGACUUUGACCGCUCUCAUGGGCGUGUCGGGGGCAGGCAAAACCACUCUGUUGAACGUCCUAGCCCAAAGAGUUUCUGUCGGAGUCGUCACCGGCGACAUGUUGGUCAACGGCAGCCCUCUCAAUGCGAGUUUCCCCCGUAGGACCGGCUAUGUACAGCAACAGGACCUUCAUUUGCAUACCUCGACCGUCCGCGAGGCUCUGAGAUUCUCGGCUCUCCUUCGACAACCGAAGACUACGCCCGUGGAGGAGAAGCAUGCCUAUGUCGAGAAAGUCAUUCGUAUGCUCAACAUGACCGAAUUCGCCGACGCCGUCAUCGGCGUUCCCGGAGAAGGAUUGAACGUCGAACAACGCAAACUCUUGACCAUCGGAGUCGAGCUAGCUGCAAAGCCAACACUUCUUUUGUUUCUGGACGAGCCGACGUCAGGCCUAGACAGCCAAUCCAGCUGGUCGAUUGUAUCAUUUCUUCGCAAACUAGCCGACAACGGUCAAGCAGUCUUAUCCACGAUCCACCAGCCGUCCGCGACGCUAUUUGAGCAAUUCGACCGGUUAUUGUUUCUAGCCCAGGGCGGACGCACCGUCUACUUCGGCGACAUUGGCCGCGACUCGUCUUUGCUGUUGGACUACUUUGAACGCAAUGGCGCGCGCAAAUGCGGCGCCAGCGAGAACCCGGCCGAGUACAUAUUGGAACUGGCAGGCGCCGGAACUUCCAACACAGCCAACAAAAUCGACUGGCCGGCCGUCUGGCGCAGCAGUCCUGAAGCCGCUGCGCUCGAGGCCGAGCUGGACGGUCUACAGCGGACAUUACUCGAAAAACACGCCCACGACGUCGACCGACCGGAAGACCAUGCGGAAUUCGCCAUGCCGCUCUGGGACCAGCUGGUAGCCGUGUCGAUCCGUGUGUUUCAGCAGUACUGGCGCACGCCGACGUACAUUGGUGGCAAGUAUACUUUGGGCAUAGCAUCUGCACUCUUCAUCGGGUUCUCCUUCUACCUCCCCGGGCACUCCAUCCAAGCCAUCCAAUCUAUGAUUUUCGCAAUCUUCAUGAUGACCGCCAUCUUCGCCGCGGUGGUCCAACAAGUAAUGCCACAAUUCAUCUUCCAACGAGACCUCUACGAAGUCCGCGAACGACCAUCGAGGACCUACCACUGGGUGGCAUUCAUGGUGUCCAAUAUCCUAGUCGAGAUCCCCUACGCUGUUCUGCUCGGAAUCAUGCUCUUCGCGGCAUUCAGUUACCCUGUCUUUGGAAUCGGGUCGUCUGAAACCCAAGGCGCGAUUUUGUUGUUUUGCGUCCAGUUCUUUGUGUUCGGAUCUACCUUUGCACAUAUGGUGGUCGCUGCAUUGCCGGACGCCGAGACAGCAGGCCAGAUCGCGACUCUGUUGUUUUAUCUCACGCUCACCUUCAAUGGUGUCCUGUUACCUUCCAAAAUGUUGCCGGGCUUUUGGAUCUUCAUGUACCGCGUCAGCCCGAUGACGUAUUUGGUCAAUGGGAUUGCGACCGUUAUCAGUGGGAGACCUGUCCGGUGUGCGAAAUCGGAGCUUGCGGUCUUUCAGCCAUUGCAGGGGACAACUUGUGCUCAGUACAUGCAGCGGUAUUUGGAGGCUGCGGGCGCCGCGGGCGGAUACUUGAAUAAUCCGGACGACCGAGAAAAUUGUCAGUAUUGUCAGUUACGUGUCACGGAUCAGUUUCUCGCGGAAAGGGAUAUUCAUGCUUCGGAUCGCUGGAGGGAUUUUGGUAUCUUGUGGGCUUUUAUCGGGUUUAAUGUCGUUGCGGCGGUUACGCUUUACUAUGUUUUCCGGGUCAGGGCGUGGGGGAGAAAGCGUUGA